AUGGGUUGCACACCCUCUCACAGUGAGCUUGCUAAUACUAUUGCAAGAAGUGGUCUUAAGGCUUUAAAUAAACCCAAAAGCGUUUUGCGUAUUGAGCCAGGAGAUAAAGGAAUACCUCUACUGGUUAAAGGUUCAUCUUCUUACAAUAUUGAUGAAUUACACCAAUAUGGGAUCCAGAGGAAAGACUACAUGGGAGAAAAGGAGGAUAAACUGUCAGCGCAGGAAAAUAAUGAUAAUUUGCAGUCACCUUCCAAGGCUCAUUCAGAUCUCCACAUUUCCGGGGAAGACAAGAAAAUUGAGAGGACAGCCAUAGAUGCCGAAGUUGUUAUGUCUGAACUGAUUGAGUCUCAAAAACACAUCACUGAGGCCAUACAGAUCAGAAAGCAAAGCUCCUGUGAAUCAGAAAAAACAGCUUUCAUUUGGGAUGACAAGAAUGAAAGCAAUGCAAAUCAAAUGCUAAAGAAAGGAAAGAAGCAAAAAAAUCAUAAGCUGGCAAAGCAAGGUCGACCUAGCAAAAGUAAAGUCAAGUCCAUUUUGGCCCCAUGUGAGACAGAGAAAAAGAUAGAUUUCCCAGAACUACUUGUUAAGGCUCAUCAGAGUGCAUACGCCUACUUAAAUCCCAGCAUCUCCAAGUAUGAAACUAUACUUCACAUGGCCAGCCAGGCUACCCAAACUCAGCUCUUCCUACAGCAGAUGGUAAGCUUUCUUGUGCUUCGCUUUGAUGAAAUCAAUCAGCUCCUGGAGGAAAUUGCCAACGAUGGAGAAAAUCUUCUCAAAGAUGUAGGUGGGAAUUUGGCAUGGCCAGCAGGAAAAGGUGAUUUGAAGGAGCACCCUGAUCUUCUGCAACAACUACUGCAGUACACGGUCAAUAAAAUGCAAUUACUGAGUGGGAUUCUGGCCUCGCUCACCUCCAGUGCCCUGCAGGAGACCUGCAGAUACAUGCAGUCUGCUGCAAGCAACUUGGAAGGAAAGCUGAAAGCAAAGCAAAGCUUUGAUGAGCGCUUGCAACGGGUGGUAAGGCUGCUUGAAGCCUCAGCAGUGGGAUCCUCUCAGUUCCACAAUGAUGACAGGACUCUCUGUUCUGAGGAUAGUGGCAUUGGCGUGGACAAUGAAUCCCUCAAGGAGUUCAGUGUUUUCAGCCAGCAUGCAGGACAAGCAAGCUGUGAUUCCUGUGCACAUCGACAUCCGUCCCAAAAGCACACCAAAACAGUGGAGCAUGUAUAUGAUGGGACAUCGUUACUGGAUACAGCCAGAUCCCAUGACUAUGCACUCAAAAGUCAUUUUAAAGAUGUAUUUUAUUCAACUGCGCAGAGUAGGGGAGCCGCUUCUUGUCAGGCUGGAGUACCAGAAGGCAUUUCUACCAUGUCCCAAUAUGCAAGCUUGGGCAAAAGCCAUUCUUAUAACUUCUUCCACUCUGAUUCUACUCAGGAGGGUGAACAUUUUAAAAUCUGUGAAUCAACAGAUUUUCCUUCUGAUUAUGAUGAGGACGAUGACCAAGGAAGCACCCAGGGAGAGGAUGAUGACAAUACAAGUUUAUCAGAAACAGGGAAGGAUGCUCUGCCGAGGAGGCCCCUGACUUCACCUGCAGUCACUGAUAACACACAAAGGCAGUCCAUCAAUAGGACGGAGAAUGCAGAUACAGAAGAAAUUAUUCUGAAGAUGAAGGAUGCCAUCAGUGAAAAAAUCAAGUUUGUCCCAGCUAAAUCUGGGCAUAAAGAAUGGAUAGAGGAUGAGAGUGGAAGAGCAGUACUAACAGCAAGACCAAGUACAGCAACAGGUAGCCGGAAAACCUACAGGAAACAACAACGGUCCAGGUCAGAGGAGUCCCUCAGAAGCCAGGGAGAGGAUCCAACCCUCCUAGAGCUUCAGAGAACUCAAAAAGAGCUCAGCAAAAGGCUGGAAAUAUUUAAUGAGAAGGAUACAGAUAGCAAUCCAGAGCCUUGGAAAUCAAGAACAGCACCUUAUCUGCAGGAUCGGCAAGUUACAUCUAGGUCCUCUAGCAAACUGAAGGCAUUCCUUUCAAAAAAUUUCAGCAUCCUGCCUAACCAGGAUAAAGUCCCUUUGUUCAUGGUUGAUCAAAUUCCCACCCAUCACCUGGAUGAUAAAAGAAGCAGGAAGCCUUUAAGAGCUACUGUGCCCAUGCAGGAGACAUCAGGAGGUAAAGAAAAGGAGCCUCUUGGAGCACAAAUGCUCAGUGGCAGCUGCUGUGCCCCCCGACAGUCUGUCAAAAAGCUUAUUGAAACAUUCAGUCCUACUGAUGAUCUUCUGAAAGCUGCACCUUCAAGAUCUUUAGGUCCAAUGAAGUGCACCAGAAAAUUUGAACUUCCAGGCAUCCCACCUAUCAUUCCCUUUCAGAAAGGCCUGGCACCUUUACAUUUUAAGCAUCGUAUUUCACCAGUAGAAGAAGCAAAUCCUUCAAACACCAAUGGAGUUUCAAGCUUUCUGAAUGCCUUUCCUCCAGCACCAGCUGAAGAGCUAAGCAAGGACACAAAGGAAGAGACUGAUGAAGACAUAGAGAAUCUGCCACCACCACCACCUGAAAUGUUAAUGGACACUUCUUUAGAUUUAUCUCAGCCUGAAGAAACUGCACAAAUAGAAGCAAACUCUUCAGAAGAUGCCAAAAAUCCUGCCAAAACAGAAUUUCAUGCUACUAAGAGAUCACAGGUUUCCCCAAAAAUUAAAGCCUCUCUUCAGUCCAUUGACUUAUUGCCAAGUAAAAAUACCAGUGGCCCUAGCGCAAUUGCUAAUAAAGGUCUAAGGAAUACUGGAGCAGGGGACAAAAAGCUGAAGAGGUACUCUCUGGAGCUGAACCCUACCAACGUGCACAUACCUAGCCAGGAAGAGAUAUUGGCAACCCAGAGAAAAGAGGCUGCGGAUUUGUACAAGCAAACCCAUAAAAUUAUUCCUCUUCAAAAUCCCAGUGAGGCUUCAAAACCAGACAGCAACAGCUCAGAAAGAAAAGAGCUUAGUUCACCUGUGACUUCAGUGCAACACCAGAAGCACAAUUUUUCUGAUUUGCGUGGGAGAAACAAAAAAAGGUCAGUGCUUUCCAGGAGCGUAUCCCCAACGAGAACUCCUUCUUCUCCACCAACUGAGAAACGGUUUUUCAGCUCCCCAACACACCACAGGCACUCUCUGCAGGGUUUUAGCAACCCACAACCAAGCUCACCCACCAUGCAGAAGAAACCCAGUCCCCCCUCUAGCCCCAGGAUGCCCAGCCCACCUUUGCAGAAGAAGCUGCUCUCUCCGCCACCACAGCGAAAACCUCUCAGUCCUCCUGGGGGGCACAAGCAAAGCUCACCAACACUGCAGCAGCUGCUGGGCUCCUCAGCCUACCACCAAGAGGCAAGCCCCCCUCCAUUCCUCAUCACCCCCUCCCCACCAACCUCCCCAUCCCACUCCUACAAGGGGCCAAGAGCUGGGCUGGAUGCUGGAGAGGGGUACCACCUUCCAUCCUCCAAGAGGGGUAGCAAUGUCCGUUCAAUAUUUUGCCGGGCCACUUCUUCCUUAUUCGAAGCCAAACCUUCACUGGUACCCAAAAAACCUGCUGCAGAGGGGACCAGCCAGCCUGAAGCUUCACUGUUUUCCCCAAAGAGCAGUCCACUUUUCCGGCAGCCUGGAGACCAGACCAGAAAACUGUCCCUGAGUGCUGCCAAUCCUCAGCUGUUUGUGAAGAGAAGUUUCUCUGACCGCCGACCAGGGGUCCAGUUUCAUCUUCCAGCUCCUGUAACAAGUGGCAGUGAACCUGCACUUAACCAAGCAAACUUGGAGGAGAGCCCUAGAAAAGCAGGUAACUCUUGGAGCAGCCCUUGUGUUCCUGAAAUCAAAGAGUCCAACAGAUCUGCUUCCCACCCCGAACUCUAUGUUGUGGGCCAGGGGCUGCAGAGGGACUGA
Chaetura pelagica (chimney swift) is the source of this 3894-nucleotide messenger RNA. RefSeq names its product chromosome unknown open reading frame, human C2orf71 (gene PCARE). Gene Ontology annotation, cellular component: photoreceptor outer segment; photoreceptor inner segment. Gene Ontology annotation, biological process: photoreceptor cell outer segment organization; protein localization to photoreceptor outer segment. NCBI's taxonomy places the organism in Eukaryota, Metazoa, Chordata, Aves, Apodiformes, Apodidae. The record is from RefSeq and is a predicted model, not a curated record. The coding region runs from base 1 to 3894 and encodes 1297 amino acids. The transcript is spliced from 2 exons.